Molecule: messenger RNA, 2182 nt
Organism: Callorhinchus milii (elephant shark)
Lineage: Eukaryota; Metazoa; Chordata; Chondrichthyes; Chimaeriformes; Callorhinchidae
Gene: steap4
Product: STEAP family member 4
Exons: 5
Coding region: 230-1633 (467 amino acids)
Biological process (GO): copper ion import
Cellular component (GO): endosome; plasma membrane
Molecular function (GO): ferric-chelate reductase (NADPH) activity; cupric reductase (NADH) activity
Source: RefSeq, a predicted model, not a curated record
GCAGACUGAGGUAGNAAAAAAAGAGAAUGUGACAGAAAUUCCAGAAUUGCACAAUCCGACUGUUUAAAUAUGGAAAGAGUAGGAGAAACAUCACAGUCUGUUGAACUUGACCUAAAGACAAGAUAUAAAUGUUGGCUUCCAGCUGCUUGUUUGCCUCUGAACUUUUACAGUUCCUGCAGCAGGGAAUUAAAUCUUCUCUGAAGUAUUACAGAUAGAAAACUCUGCACUCAUGAAUAUGAAUUCACUUAAAGGUGAACAUGUCCACAAACGGAACGCAGUGUGUAUUUUGGGGACUGGAGAUUUUGGCAGGUCCCUGGGUAUGAGGCUGAUCAAGGCUGGAUAUCCCGUGAUAUUCGGCAGCCGAAACCCCAAGAACUCUGCCCUGCUGCCUGGAGGAGCUGAGGUGUUCACACACGCUGAUGCUCUGAAAAGAUCCCAGAUCAUCUUCUUGGCUGUUCACAGGGAAAAUUAUGACUUCCUCCAACCUCUGUGUGAUUUGUUUGAUGGUAAAGUGCUGGUGGAUGUGAGCAACAACCUGAAAAUAAACCAGUACCGAGAGUCUAAUGCAGCGUAUCUGUCUCAGCUGGUUCCCAAAGCCAUUGUGGUGAAGGGCUUUAACACCGUUUCAGCCUGGGCCCUGCAAUCAGGGAACCUGGACGCAAACAGUCAGGUCUUUGUCUGUGGAGAGGAUGGUGAAGCCAAACAUUUGGUGAUGGACAUUGCCAGGAGUAUUGGCCUCACUCCUUUAGACCAGGGAUCUCUGUUAGCAGCCAAUGAAGUGGAAAACUACCCUCUGCAGCUCUUCCCAAUGUGGAGGCUUCCAUUUAUCAUAACGGCUGGCCUCACCGUUUUGAUCUACUUGUACUGUUUGGUGACUGAUGUAAUCAAUCCGUAUGUAACAAAACAAGUUGAUGAUUCUUACCGGAUUGUUGUCUCCAUUCCCAACCGUGUUUUCCCAAUUGUCUCUCUCAUCCUCCUGGGCUUGGUUUACCUGCCAGGUGUGAUGGCUGCAUUCCUUCAACUCUACAGAGGCACAAAGUACAAGCGUUUCCCAAACUGGCUGGACAGGUGGAUGUUGUGUCGAAAACAGCUGGGGCUUGUAGCCCUAGCCUUCGCCUUCCUUCAUGUUUUCUACACGCUAAUCAUACCAAUUCGAUACUCAGUUCGAUGGAAAUGGAUGCAAUAUACAAUCAAAGAGUCAAAAAAGAAUCAAACAGCAGAGUACAACCAAUGGUGGUUCUGGAGUGUUGACCUGUACCUUGCAAUGGGAAUCGUGGGCUUUGGUCUUUUUGUUUUACUCGGGAUUACGUCUCUUCCAUCAGUUAGCAAUGCUGUAAACUGGAGAGAGUUCCAGUUUGUGCAGUCCAAACUCGGCCAUGUCACCCUGCUGCUGUGCACUGCUCAUGUUUUUGUUUACGGCUCGAAUAGAUUUCUGGACAUUUCAAGGUACAAGUGGGGUCUUCCUCUGCCGUAUAUGCUUUCAUUGGUGAUUCCCUGCAUUGUGCUGGUUCUGAAGUUGAUUCUCAUUACUCCGUGUGUGGACAGUAAGAUCACCAGGAUCCGGCAGGGUUGGGAGAGGAACUCAAAGAGCGAAUCAACAGAAGCAUUAACCAACUCUGCACCAGUCAUUUGAAAAGAUGUCUAAGUCAUUAAUCUGUAGUUGCUCGUAACAGAUGAAGAAUAUUUUGAGUACCACAGAUCUGUUUAGUCGCCGAUAUGCUGUAAAGUAACUGAGAACUUAGAAGUUAUUGCUGCUUUUGGUAGCUUAAUUAUCUUGAUUCUGAUUUGUUAUGGAAAAGCUUGUCCAUUUCUGCUGGUAAAGACUGAAAGUUCUUCAAAGAAUCAGUUGCCCUAUACCUACAGUAAAUAAUAUUUGCUUUUUUAAUGUUUGCUAUUCUACAUCCUACAUUUUGUUCUGAAGAAUUAGCCUUUAGGUGUCAGGAAUGAACAUUUGAAGUUAUCUUUGGCCAAUUAUUCACCAUCUUGAAAAUCUUUGAUGUUUGAUGAUACACCUCCUCAGGAAAUAGUGAACUAAUAAGGUCACGUGACCUUUGAUCAUCCUGUGGACAAGGUGUGGGCUUGUGUGGAGGAUAAACACUAGUAUGGACUAGUUGGGCCUGUUUCUAUAUUGUAUAGUUUUAUGUAAUUGUAUGUAAUAAAGUUAAUUUUGGUUUUAAAAUAC